This is a messenger RNA of Coregonus sp. 'balchen', 4041 nucleotides long. The record is from the annotation of a GenBank genome assembly. Lineage: Eukaryota; Metazoa; Chordata; Actinopteri; Salmoniformes; Salmonidae.
GUGGAGUGGCUGAAGAAUGAGGAGAUCAUAGACCCUGCUGAUGACCGUAACUUCUACAUCACCAUUGACCAUAACCUGAUCAUAAAACAGGCCAGAUUGUCUGACACCGCUAACUACACCUGUGUCGCCAAGAACAUCGUCGCUAAGAGACGGAGCACCACGGCAACAGUCAUCGUCUACGGUAACAAUCAACUCUCACCCCAACAUGCUAACUGUAACAGCAUUAUAAACCAAGUACCCUGUCACGGGGCAUUUCUCAACCUAAUAUGAACAAUAUAAUCUGCAUUAUUUUACACCUGGAUCUGUUAAUGAUGCGAUAAUGAAAGCGAUAAUGAAAUAUUUAAAUCAUGUAGGCCUACUAGAAAAAGUAGAAUGUGUCAAUUCUAGUAUAGAUUUACAUGAUAAAGAUCUAUAAAAAAUACCUGUUUCUACUUCUUCCCCUACCUUGAUCCAGCCUGAAGGUAUAUCAGGGAGUUUGGAGCUUUUCCUCUCUGAGUCAGAGCUGUAUUUAAGGAGGACCCCUGCUGUGCUUUUACACACAUUUCCCUGAAACAUCAGACACUUCCAUGAACACACAACCUCAACACUGUCACACAGAAGUUAAACUUCAAAACCUGAUAGAGUGGGAAAAGUCAAAACAGAAACAGAUUCUCAACAAGUGACUAAGGCAUCCCAUCUGCCACAGUCAUACUAUGCGUGUAUGAAUUAUAGUGAACAAGUAUAUAAAUGCAACAUGUAAAGUAUUGGUCCCAUGUUUCAUGAGCUGAAAUAAAAGACCCCAGAAAUGUUCCAUACGCACAAAAAUGUUAUUUCUCUCAAAUUUUGUGCACAGAUUUGUUUACAUCACUGUUAGUGAGCAUUUCUCCUUUGCCAAGAUAAUCCAUCCACCUGACAGGUGUGGCAUAUCAAGAAGCUGAUUAAACAGCAUGAUCAUUACACAGGUGCACCUUGUGCUGGGGACAAUAAAAGGCCACUCUAAAAUGUGCAGUUUUGCCACACAACACAAUGCCACCGAUGUCUCAAGUUUUGAGGGAGCAUGUCAUUGGCAUGCUGACUGCAGGAAUGUACACCAGAGCUGUUGCCAGAGAUUUGAAUGUUAAUUUCUCUAGCAUAAGCCAACGUCAUUUUAGUGAAUUUGGCAGUACGUCCAACCGGCCUCACAACCAGCUGGCCACGUGUAUGGCGUUGUGUGGGCGAGCGGUUUGCUGAUGUCAACGUUGUGAACCCAAUGGUGGCGUUGGGGUUAUGGUAUGGGUUGGCAUAAGCUACGGACAACGAACACAAUUGCAUUUUAUUGAUGGCAAUUUGAAUGCACAGAGAUACCUGAGGCCCAUUGUCGUGCCAUCACUUCAUGUUUCAACAUGAUAAUGCACGGCCCCAUGUCGCAAGGAUCUGUACACAAUUCCUGAAAGCUGAAAAUAUCCCAGUUCUUCCAUGUUUGGGAUGCUCUGGAUCGAUGUGUACGACAGCGUGUUCCAGUUCCCGCCAAUAUCCAGGAACUUCUCACUGCCAUUGAACAGGAGUGAGACAACAUUCCACAGACCAUAGUCAACAGCCUGAUCAACUCUAUGCGAAGGAGAUGUGUCUCGCUGCAUGAGGCAAAGGGUGGUGAUUUUUUUUUAAAGGUAUCUGUGAGCAACAGAUGCAUAUCUGUAUUCCCAGUCAUGUGAAAUCCAUAGAUUAGUGCCAAAUUAGUUUACUUCAAUUGAUUGAUUUCCUUAUAUGAACUGUAACAUAGUAAAAUCUUUGAAAUUGUUGAAUGUUGCGUUUAUAUUUUUGUUCAGCAUAGCUGGUACCUGUCAGACUGUUAGGUCUUUGAAUGGAGAGGCUAGUCCACGAGUCCUCACCCCUCCUUAUCCUCACCGUCGCCUGAGUCCUGAUAACUACUGUACCUCUCUGCUCCCCAGUCUCCCUUUAGGGGAUUAAACACGCAUGACAGCACAGACAUUCAGGCCUCAGGACUUCUUCCACCCUAGGAGGAAUGCAGCUACCCACCCAGCAUGUGAAGUGGCUAAACCUCAAGUUAUUAAGUCGGUCUGUCAGUCUGUCAGUCUAGCUAAUCAUCAGCUAACAGACACGAGGCUGUUUAUAGCCUUAACCCCCUACACAUAAACACACACGUGUGAGUGAGUGGACACACACAACACAUGCAACCACACACACACACACACACCACCACACACACGCAGAAAACCAGACCAGAAUGGGUGGAGGUUUGCAGGAAUUGAUGAUGCCAUCAGGGUCAGGUUUCAAAUCCAUCUCUCCCUCCAUCCCUCCAGUGUCUCCCAGUACAGCACAUCAUCCAUAAAUCACACACGCUGGCUCUGCCAUGGAGGAUUAUGGGGGAUUAGGGGGCCUAAGUUAUUGUUGGUGUCCUAUUUGUUUAUUUAUCUAUUUUAGUUGUCCAUUCUGACAGGGGAGAGCAGCAUGUGUGGCUUAGAUGAGUCCAGUAUGAGGGUGAAGUAGAGCAACAGUGUGUGUGUGUGUGUGUGUGUGUGUGUGUCAGCAGACUUUGGGGUCUUCAGGGACUGGGGUCGUUGUCCCUGCUAGGCUUUUCCCUUCACUAAUGCAGUCUGGGAGGACUGAGUGAGUGCGCCGGAAAAAGGCUUUGAUGUUGGCUCAGCCUUAAAAGAAUACACCAGAAGCCACUUUCUCUGCCUGGGUUGCGUCAGUCCCCCUUCCCCUGUAUACAGGCAGGCAGGCAGGGCGGGAGAGAGAGAGAGGGAGAGAGGGAGAGAGAGAGGGAGCGAGGGAAAGAGAGAGAGAGUUUUGAGAUUGGUUCCCUCAUUACCAGAGGAGACAGAGCAGCCCAGUGGUUUUCCAGCCUGCACCACAACAAGGAAUCUGGGUAGGGGCUGGGGAGGACACGCAGAGAGAGGGAUGGAUGGAAAGAGGGAUACAGAGAAGGAGGAAGAGUAAUAAACCCCAGAAGGAAAGAAAGAGACAGUGAAGAAAGGCAGGGUUUGGCUCUGGUCCCCUGGAGUCUGGUGCUUGGGGCUUCACUCAUCAUAAGCUCUGAGGGGCCUCUAGCUCCUCACAUCUGAAAUGCCACAGUCGUGUUCUCAGCCACACACCCCACUGUCAUUCUGCUCUUGAUUUUGACUGAGACGCAGAUGGAAUUGGAGGAAAGGAAGAAGGGAUUUGAGGGAUUCAGAAGAUGGAAAAUAGAGCAGCCAGAAUAGCCUGUCCACAUACCAAAUAGUGCUUACAGGGGAGAAGAACACCACAUGAAAACGCUCAAGUGUACUACAGAUUCUUCAAUGCCAUGUAAAUUCAAACAAAAAAGGGCGGGUGGAAAACACUCACAUUCUUCAAGAUUCACUCAAUGCCACUAUUAAAAGGACAACAAUUGUAUUUGCUAAAGUGUUAAAUAUUUUGUUUUUUGGGGUUUUUCUACAGUGAAUGGCGGCUGGUCAACAUGGACGGAGUGGACGGUGUGUAACAGUCGCUGUGGCCGUGGUUACCAGAAGCGUACGCGGAGCUGCACUAACCCAGCACCUCUCAACGGGGGUGCCAUCUGUGACGGGCAAGGCAUUCAGAAGCUGGCAUGCAACCCACUGUGCCCAGGUAGUUACAGCGCCACUUGUCACCAACGCUUAUGGAGCAGGGGAGUGCAAUUUACUGGACAUCACAAACAGAUUGCUAUAUUUUCAUAAAUACAGAUAUGUGUAUCAAUCAUUCUCACUCUCAUUCUUCCCACCCCACCCCGUUUCUUUCCCACGAAUUGUCACACAUUCAUUCACCCAAUCUCGCACACUCUCCCAACCUCCAUGCCUUCUCACCCUCUCCUCCCUCCCUCCCUCCCCUCCACCAUGCCCCCUGCCCCCCACUCCCUCCCUACCUCGCCUCUGUGUGUUAGUGGAUGGCCUGUGGACAGAGUGGAGUAAAUGGUCCACUUGUGGGACAGAGUGUACCCACUGGAGGAGGAGGGAGUGCAGCGCCCCGGCACCCAAAAACAGGGGGAAGGACUGUGAGGGCAUGGUGCUUCAGUCCCAGAACUGCACCGAUGGCCUGUGUAUGCAGAGUGAGUACAGAACAUGA